Cyclocybe aegerita is the source of this 1410-nucleotide messenger RNA. The record is from the annotation of a GenBank genome assembly. Lineage: Eukaryota; Fungi; Basidiomycota; Agaricomycetes; Agaricales; Hemipholiotaceae.
AUGCCACCAAAGUCGUCACGGGUAACCAGCUCGGGUCAGCUGCGCCCGCAUUCCCGAUCCUCAUCAGCCACGAAACUCGGCGCGAAUCUGCAGUUCACACAGAAAGAGCUCCAGGCCGCGAAGCACACCGACAGGUCGAAGAAGGCCUACCCUCACGAGGCACAUGCUCAUGGAGGGAAAGCGGCACCGCCAUUCGUGCGCGCCAACAGCAGUCAGCGCGUGCUCUCAAAGGAGCAGCUGGCCCCACAGACUAAGCGCCAGCAAGCGUACCCCGAUUCCAAGGUGAACAACAACGGCAAGGCCAAAGCGGGGUUCACGAUUGCCACCCCAAGUGAGGAUGGGGACGACGACGAGGGCUGGGUCUCCACAGAGAGCGGCGCAGCAACUCCGAACCACCAAGACUCUGACUCUGACUCUAACACAGCGUCUGAAGCUGAUGCCCCCGACCCACGGCAGCAGCAAACGCAACCACAGCAGGCCCGUGCCCCCCAACCGCCACAACAACCACAACAACAACCAGCUCAUCCUUCGACAAGACCCGAACCGACUCUCCCCCGUAUAGAUACCGCCCGCCCGGCUGAUUUCAAACAACUUUCUAGAAUGGAGCGCAACUCUACCAGCCGGCCUAGUCCGCCACCCGUACAACCGCACAUCCAGCAAAUUCCUUCGAUGGUUCCUCACCAACAGCAACAGCAAAGAGCACCCGCCACUAACAAUACGCGCAAGGACACUAUCCCCACCACCGACGUUCCCCAACCUCGCCUCAGCCCUCGCUCCAAGCGCCACUCUCGCCCGCCUUCGACGCACUCUAUCACGAGCAAGCUAGAAUAUCAAUUACGUCCGCAUCCGUUGAUUCGCGGGCAGUCAUACGGCAGCAUACACCCUCCCAAACCCGCACCUCUCGCCCCACUCACUGUCGUUCCAAAUUCUGCCCUGCCGGAGCUAUCGACCUCGCCAGGAAGUGCACACGACGGCGUCAAGAGCUACAUGUCAUCCUCGCCUACCAGCAUAAAGACCUCGUCUGGAUCACCCGCGUCUUCGGAUGUGCCACACUCUGGUUUCGGGGCUGACAGACGCUUCUCGAUCUCGUCUGCGAGGUCGGUCAACACGAUCCCCGUUGUGCAUCCGACGAUUAUCAGGACGAGCGACCGGACGCGUACCCUAUCGACCAUGUCGACCACAUCUUCCUCCGCGGCAUUGUCGUCAUUGGUGCACCUACCCACAGUUACGCGUCCACCCUCCCCACAGACGAUAUCUUUCUUCCCUCCUGUCAAUCCACAUGCAAACAUCGAAGGGAUACACCCUCUCCUCCCUCCUCCAUACAUGAGCAACCACCUUACUGUCCUGUCGAGAAGGACUCCGAUCAGGGAGGCCUUUGACCGUGUCAGCCGCGCGAAGAGCGCACGGUAA